Pneumocystis murina B123 is the source of this 1030-nucleotide messenger RNA. Its product is annotated as serine/threonine-protein phosphatase PP2A catalytic subunit. Gene Ontology annotation, biological process: mitotic cell cycle; peptidyl-serine dephosphorylation. The transcript is spliced from 8 exons. Lineage: Eukaryota; Fungi; Ascomycota; Pneumocystomycetes; Pneumocystales; Pneumocystaceae. Bases 5 to 994 code for a protein of 329 amino acids. The record is from RefSeq and is a predicted model, not a curated record. Gene Ontology annotation, molecular function: protein serine/threonine phosphatase activity. Gene Ontology annotation, cellular component: cytosol.
AAAUAUGGAAGAUAUCCGAAUGAUUGAUUCGGAUAUUAAAUUACCAUUGGCUCUUGGAAACAUUAAUGAAUCAUUAGAAAGUAUUAACGAAGUUGAUGGAUGGAUUAAACAUUUGAUGCAAUGUAAACAGCUUUCAGAGGUAGAUGUUAGACGUUUAUGUGAUAAGGCUCGAGAAAUUUUACAGGAAGAAUCAAAUGUUCAGCCUGUCAAUUGUCCAGUUACAGUUUGUGGUGAUAUUCAUGGUCAAUUUCAUGAUCUGAUUGAACUUUUUCGUAUUGGAGGAAAUUGUCCAGAUACAAAUUUUUUAUUUAUGGGAGAUUAUGUUGAUCGAGGAUACCAUAGCGUUGAAACAGUGACGCUACUAGUUGCACUUAAGGUGAGAUAUAGGGAACGAAUUACUAUUUUGAGAGGAAAUCAUGAAUCAAGACAAAUUACACAAGUUUACGGGUUUUAUGAUGAAUGUUUACGAAAAUAUGGUAAUGCAAAUGUAUGGAAGAGUUUUACAGAUCUUUUUGAUUAUCUUCCUUUGACAGCAUUAAUUAAUGAUCAAAUUUUUUGUUUGCAUGGAGGACUUUCGCCUGGAAUUGAUACAUUAGAUCAUAUUCGUGCAUUAGAUAGAAUCCAAGAAGUGCCUCAUGAAGGUCCUAUGUGUGAUCUUCUUUGGUCAGAUCCGGAUGAUCGCUGUGGUUGGGGAAUUUCUCCUCGGGGUGCAGGAUAUACUUUUGGACAGGAUAUUUCUCAGGCAUUUAACCAUAAUAAUGGAUUAACUCUUGUCGCUAGGGCUCAUCAGUUAGUUAUGGAAGGUUAUAGCUGGUCACAAGAAAGAAAUGUAGUUACGAUUUUUUCUGCUCCAAAUUAUUGUUAUAGGUGUGGAAACCAAGCUGCUAUUAUGGAAAUUGACGAACAGAUGAGAUAUACGUUCCUUCAAUUUGAUCCAGCACCAAGAGCAGGGGAGCCUCAAGUAAGUCGUCGAACACCAGACUAUUUUCUAUGAUAAUUUAUGCAUUAAAACAUGAUAUUAAUAUUCCGA